UGAAAGGAUAUCCCCAUCAUUCAUUAUCACACUGUUUCUUUAUCCUUCCCUCUUCCUCUCCCUCUCCCUCUCUUUGAUUAGUGGUACCCCAUUCAAGCAACAUUCUUUAUUUCUCUCUCUACAUCUCCAUCGCCAUUUUUAUAUACACGCCGUUUGAAUCGCUCUAUCCAUUCCUUCCAUCAUCAAUCACACUUUUUCCACAAUCCCUCAUCCCAUUCUCUCUCCCUAUCCUCCCCCCUUUUUUCUCUUUUCUCUCUCUAGGGUUUGAUUUCCCUAACUUUCUAUCUUUGUUUUGUAAAAAAGAAAAAUAAUGACGACUCCUGGCAUGAAGUUGCCUCCAGGUUUGGUUUCGAAUCUACAGGAUGUUCUUAAGAAGAAAGGCAACCCUGCUCCCGAAGAAAAUGAUGACAAAUCGAACAAUAAAAAGGAUGAUGAAUCCGCCGUUCAGUCUUCUGCUCCCGUUGAUGAUUUUGACCCUUCCAAGCCUGUGAUUUUUGUUACAAAUAGUGACGGGAUCGAUUCUCCUGGUCUCAUUUUUCUCAUUGAAGCUCUUGUUAGUCAAGGCCUCUAUAAUGUCAGUGUCUGCGCCCCUCAAGUUGAUAAAUCAUUAUCUGGCCAUUCGUAUACAUUUCAAGAAUCAAUUGCUGUAAGCUCAGUUGAAAUCAAAGGUGCCACUGCGUACGAGGUUUCUGGUACUCCUGUGGACUGUGUUUCUUUAGCCUUAUCUGGGGCAUUGUUUGCCUGGUCAAAACCACAACUGGUGGUUGUUGGAGUUAACAAGGGUCCAAUCUGUGGCAAUGACAUGUUUUCCUCGAGUGCUGUAGCUGGAGCUAGACAAGCCUUAAUUAGUGGGAUACCAUCUUUAUCAAUCUCCCUAAACUGGAAAAAAGGUGAAAGUCAAGAAAAUGAAUUCAAGGAUGCUGCAUCUGUUUGUUUACCUGUUAUAAACUCAGCCAUGAAAGAUGUAGAAAAUGGGACUUUCCCCAAAAGCUCUUCCUUACAUAUCACCGUUCCUUCUUCCCCUUUAGAAAACAAGGGGUUUAAGUUGACAAAGCAGAGUUUAUGGAGGUCAAAACCGGUAUGGCAAGCAAUUGCAGCCAAUAGAAACCCUUCAGCUGCAAGGUUUAUGUCAAAUCAACCAGGCAUGGGUUUGCAACUUGCACAACUUGGUCGAGAUGCAUCUGCUGCAGGUGCAGCAAGAAGGUUAAACUCACAGAAGAAGAAUUUGGAGGUUGUUGAAUCAGUUGGUGUAUCAGGGAAAGUUGACCCCAAUAAAACAGUCAAAUACUUCAGGCUAGAGUUUCAAGACACUCCCCAAGAAGAAACAGAUGAAAAUCUUGAUUUCAGAGCCCUUCUAAGCGGAUUUGUGUCAGUUACUCCCAUAUCUGUAUCUCACAUGAUUGAGCCAGACAUUGAAAAGGCAGCAUCUGAAUGGAUUACUGCUGCACUUCAAACCGAUAACUGAGGUGGAGUGGAGUAAUUAAUUAUUCAUGUAUAUUUGAAGAAGAUGAAAAUUGGUAUUUAAGCUUUUAGCAAUUAUUUGAAGGAAUUGGACAUCAUUGCUGAAUUGUGUUGUUGAGGUUAGAUUUUUCAACUUUAUUUAUUUAUAUUGGGUGAGAAAAUCAUUCCCCACAAGAUUGUGUGACAUGUUGUAAAAGACCUUUUUGGUCUUUUGAUUAUUUAUUGCUGACAAUUGUCACCAUUUUUUUUUAAAUGUAACUUUGAAUUGGA
Lactuca virosa is the source of this 1731-nucleotide messenger RNA. Lineage: Eukaryota; Viridiplantae; Streptophyta; Magnoliopsida; Asterales; Asteraceae. The record is from the annotation of a GenBank genome assembly.